AUGGGCGCGUCGCUGUCGCGGCGCGGGGCGUCGCCCGUCGAGGGCGCGCCCGAGGCCCCCGAGGCGCCCGAGGCCAAGCGCCCCUCGAGGGAGGAGGUGCAGUUCACGCGCGUGCUGGAGGACGGCCACAACGUGACCGCGAUCCUCGCCUUCGCGGGCUACCGCAACGUGCUCACGCUCGAGGCGCUCUGCCCGCGCGCGCGGCGCCUGAUCCGCGGCGCGCGCGUCGAGCUCGACGUGUCCAACGAGACGAACCUGGUCGUGGCCGUCAAGGCCGCGGCGCGCGCCGAGCUCUUCGAGGCGCGGCGCGCGGGCGCGAUCAACGCGGACACACGCUUCCACUUCUCGUUUGCAGCCGCCGACGGCCGGCACUGCGCUAGCGACGUCGUCUACCGCGACGACCGCGCGCUGCUGCUGGCCCACCCUGGAAUACUUCAUCUCUGCCUCCACGCCUGA
Molecule: messenger RNA, 456 nt
Organism: Aureococcus anophagefferens
Lineage: Eukaryota; Pelagophyceae; Pelagomonadales; Pelagomonadaceae
Product: expressed protein
Exons: 2
Coding region: 1-456 (151 amino acids)
Source: RefSeq, a predicted model, not a curated record